GUUCUUCUUCUAAUGAUUUUCAUGUGCUCAUCUUCAUCUUCAGAGGUUUUUCAUCACCGUUGCAGCAUUUGGGAGUAGAGUUUCAGAUAUUCAGAGAAGCUUUAAACUUUCAAGAUCUCUAUGUUUGCAAGAAUGGUUGAAAUGGGGAUCUAUGUUUUGAUGAUGUUCAUGGCUGUGUUGUAUGUUUGCAAUGCAUUUACUCCCAUAGAUAACUACUUGAUAGACUGUGGAUCUCUGAGCAACACCACUGUUGGGCAGAGAACAUUCAUGGCUGACACUUCUCUCUCAUGGACUCUCACAACAUCAACAAACUCCAUGGCCAACACCUCAUCGAACUCCGUUUCAUCUCUUUAUCAAAAAGCUCGCAUCUUCACCAAUCCCUCAUCCUAUUCUUUCCCAAUCAAGCAACAAGGUCGCCACUUUAUCAGGCUCUACUUCUUUGCCUUCUCCUCCCAGUCCUUCAAACUCUCCACAGCCAACUUCAGUGUCUCUACUCAAGACUCAGUCCUCCUUCAUAGCUUUCCUGCAAACAGUGCUUCAACUCCAUUAUUCAAAGAGUACUCGGUGAACAUCACUCAUAGCACUCUUAUCCUCUCCUUUGUCCCAACUGCAAACAAAUCCCUUGCUUUCAUCAAUGCAAUUGAAGUUGUUUCAGUUCCUGAUAAUCUAAUCAGUGACACUGCUCAAACUGUUAAUCCUCUUGGAAACUAUCAAGGCCUCUCGGUUGAGCCAUUAGAAACUGUUUUCAGGAUCAACAAUGGAGGUCCCCUUGUUACCCCUGCGAAUGACACGCUCUGGAGAACUUGGCAACCUGAUCAAAGCUUCCUUCUUGAUAAGAACUUCUCAAAGCCUGUCUCAUACUCUGGCAACAUUAAUUACGCUGCCAGCAGCGGCGUGACAAGGGAGAUCGCACCUGAUGUUGUUUACAGCACGGCGACAGAGCUUGUUUCGACGAUCUCUACCACUCAAAAUGCUCGAUUCAAUGUUACUUGGCAGUUUGAUGUCGAUGCAGGUUCUUCAUACCUAAUAAGGAUGCAUUUCUGUGACAUUGUUAGCACCACAUUGAAUGAGCUCUAUUUCAGUGUUUAUAUCAGUAGCUAUAGUGCAGUGAGUAACCUGGACCUCUCCGCGGCAAGUGCCAAUGUAUUAGCUACUCCUUAUUAUAUGGAUUUUGUUGUGAAAAUGGAUGAUGGAUUGAGUAAGCUAAAUAUCAGCAUUGGUCCUUCAAGUUUGGACAAUGUAUUGCCUGAUGGAAUUCUGAAUGGCCUUGAGAUUAUGAAAAUGAACAGCAGUGGUACUGCUCAUGUAGUUUCUCCUCAAGGUUCUAAGGCUAAUGUUGGUGUUAUUGUGGGUGCUGUCCUAGGAGCAGUGGCAGCAUUGGCUAUAGCUGUUUGUAUAGUAUUCACAUUGCUUAAGAGGAGGAGAAGAAGCAGAAUGGGAAGAAAACCGAACACGAAGGCUUGGUUACCUUUCUCGAUCAAUGGCACAAUAUCGCAGAGCUUGGGAAGUAGAUUUUCUAAUGGAACAACUGCUACAUUAGGACAGAAUGUGAGCCUUGGGUACCAAUUCUCCUUUGCUGUGCUACAAGAAGCAACAAACAACUUUGAUGAAGCAUGGGUGAUUGGAGUAGGAGGGUUUGGGAAGGUGUACAAAGGUGUUUUAAGAGACGAAACCCGAGUUGCUGUGAAGAGAGGCAAUCCUAAGUCUCAGCAAGGCUUGAAUGAGUUCCGAACGGAGAUUGAAUUGUUGUCUAGGCUGCGUCACCGGCAUCUUGUUUCGCUUAUCGGGUAUUGUGAUGAGAGGAAUGAGAUGAUUCUUGUGUAUGAGUACAUGGAGAAAGGUACACUGAAGAACCAUCUUUACGGGUCUGAUCUUCCGAAUCUUAGUUGGAAACAGAGGCUGGAGAUUUGCAUUGGAUCAGCAAGGGGACUGCAUUACUUACACACUGGUCAGGCAAAGGCUAUAAUUCAUAGAGAUGUCAAAUCUGCUAACAUUCUGCUUGAUGAGAACCUCAUGGCAAAAGUUGCAGACUUUGGACUAUCAAAAACAGGCCCUGAAUUGGAUCAAACACAUGUUAGCACCGCAGUGAAGGGGAGUUUUGGUUACCUUGAUCCUGAGUACUUCCGACGACAGCAACUAACAGAGAAAUCUGAUGUUUAUUCCUUCGGAGUCGUACUGCUGGAAGUUUUAUGUGCAAGGCCUGUUAUAGAUCCCACAUUGCCAAGGGAAAUGGUGAAUUUAGCAGAAUGGGCAAUGAAGUUUCAGAGAAGAGGAGAAUUGGAUCAAAUUAUCGAUCCCCGUAUCGCCGGUACUAUAAGGCCUGGCUCGCUUAGGAAGUUCGGGGAGACAGUCGAGAAAUGCCUAGCGGAUUGCGGUGUGGAUAGACCAGGAAUGGGGGAUGUUCUGUGGAAUUUGGAGUAUGUUUUGCAGCUUCAAGAUGCUGAGUCUGGGUUUACAGAUGUUGAUAGUAUUACAAGGAUUGAUGAGCUGCCUACUCAGGUUCAAAACAUAAAUACUACUGAAAGUGUUACUGUUGGUGUGCUUGAUCAAAGUGCAAAUGAUCUGUCUGAUGUUUCAAUGAGCAGAGUUUUCUCACAAUUAGUGAAGUCUGAAGGUAGGUAGAGAUUUCAUGGUUUGAUUGUUGAGAGUUUUUAUAGUAUGAAAUAUAUAUAUAUAUAUAAAGUUAUGAUUUUUUUUUUAAAAUUUCUGCAUAUCUGAAGAACAUUGAGAUGUAAUUUAAGUUUUUUUGUUAUGUACUGAGUUUUUUUAUCUUUCAUUGCUGUACUGUUAAUUUGGUUUUUAUAGGUUUUGUUGUAUAAAACUUGGAAGAAUUGGAUUGAAUGUGAACUAUAUUGAGAUUGCAAAUAAGACACUGAACAUAUUUGUGUGGAGAUUAUGAUAAA
This is a messenger RNA of Dioscorea cayenensis subsp. rotundata (Guinea yam), 2903 nucleotides long. Its product is annotated as receptor-like protein kinase HERK 1. The transcript is spliced from 2 exons. Bases 121 to 2622 code for a protein of 833 amino acids. Gene Ontology annotation, molecular function: transmembrane receptor protein tyrosine kinase activity; ATP binding. Gene Ontology annotation, biological process: protein autophosphorylation. Gene Ontology annotation, cellular component: plasma membrane; plasmodesma. Lineage: Eukaryota; Viridiplantae; Streptophyta; Magnoliopsida; Dioscoreales; Dioscoreaceae. The record is from RefSeq and is a predicted model, not a curated record.